Messenger RNA from Symbiodinium necroappetens, 984 nucleotides. The record is from the annotation of a GenBank genome assembly. NCBI's taxonomy places the organism in Eukaryota, Dinophyceae, Suessiales, Symbiodiniaceae.
AUGGCCUGGUCCUCCCUUGGGCUUGCCCUAGCGCUGGGCUUUUCUGUGGCCGCACUUGAUUCGCUGGAGGAUGCAGACUGCCCCAUCCUUGGUGAAAGCUUCGCCACUGCCGGUGAGGAUGGCUUGCGCUUCCUUCAACUUCGAGGGAAAAAGCAAAGUGCAAGCGAGGGGGAAGGAGCUUCUUCUGAUGGCGGGUGCUUCCAUGAGGUCAGGAAACUCAUGCGCUUCGACGCUAAGCUGAGCCUCCGGCAGCUCCAGAAGAUACAGCUCUUCACGGAGGCAGUUUCGUCUUCCGGGGGGGCCGAAAGCGUCCUCGACAGCACUUCUGCCCGGCAUAAGCUCGCCGCAAACAUCCUCCAGCAAACGGCUGCUAAUGGCACAGAGGCCGCCUGUGGCCCGACAGUCAGCUGGCUGGCAGAGUUGCACUUGGGGAUCGAAGGCGAGCUGCUUUUGAAGAUCCCGAGCGUGUCCACCUGGCCUUUGUGGCAGACGCGUGAGGAUGUGCUGAGCAGCUUCGCUCAACGGAGGGACUCGAAGGAGGAGAUUUUCUGGUAUAUGAUGACAUCUGGGAGCCACACGCAGCAUGUCUGGGCAGUGCAGCAGUACCCUGCAAACCGAGAGCAAAACCUGCCUGUGCGGUAUAGGAUCCUCCAAAGCUGCUUCGACCAAUACACGCUGAGCGCAUGGCUGGAGCCCGACCCGGAUGCAGAGCGACUCAUCCGCGGCCGGGAAGUCUAUGCGCCGAAGAACCGGACGCUGCAGGACGGCGGUCCCGGCUACUGGAUUAAGAUGCAGCGACCAGCUGAGGAGGGUGGCUACGACUUCUCGAGUACAGGCGAGUGCAUCAUGCGGCCGCGGCCGCAGUGGCCCAAGAAGCUGAGGGAGUGGGCGGAGAGCAGCCUGAAGUACACGGCCGAGGAUGCUUUUCGGGACCUUCUGGCUGCGGCCAGCAAUCAUGGGCAGGGUCGUCUGCUCACCGCCGAG